AUAAAUAAUAAUAAUUACAACCAGAAGCCAUCGCCAUUCUUUCACGAAUACACUGAUCCAAAGCUGCAAACUCAUUUAUAGAUUCGUAAAAUCAAUAUUCAAAUCGAUGGCGACCACUACAAACGUGCGCCGGAAGGUCCUUUUGCCCCUCUUUUUCCUCUCCUUCAUGCUUAAUCUCAUGUUCGGUCACGCCGUUUGGCUCAAUUUGCCGUCCUCCGGAACCAAAUGCGUGUCCGAAGAAAUUCAGAACAACGUCGUCGUUUUGGCCGACUACCUCGUCAUUUCGGAGGAUCAUACGUAUAUUCCCACCAUCGCCGUCAAGGUGACUUCACCAUAUGGGAACAAUCUUCAUCACAAGGAGAAUGUGACACAUGGUCAGUUUGCUUUCACGACUCAAGAAGCUGGUAACUAUUUGGCAUGUUUCUGGGUGGAUAGCCAUAAUGGAGCAGCUAGAGAGGCAACUGUCAAUAUUGACUGGAAAACAGGAAUUGCUGCUAAGGAUUGGGAAUCAGUUGCAAGAAAAGAGAAAAUUGAAGGUGUGGAACUUGAACUGAGGAAACUUGAAGGAGCGGUAGAGUCCAUCCAUGAGAAUCUACUCUAUCUGAAGAGCAAGGAAGCGGAGAUGAGAGUGGUGAGUGAGAAAACAAAUGCUAGAGUAGCAUGGUUUAGUAUAAUGUCCUUGGGAGUUUGCAUCAUAGUUUCAGCCCUGCAGGUGUUGUACCUUAAGCGAUUCUUUCAAAAGAAGAAGCUGAUCUAAUUUUCUAUUGACAUUUUAUUUCUUUAUAAGAAGACGAAAUUAUAGAACACUUGUUUUUUUUCACCUGAAGAAAGAAAUAUUUUAGGAGGAAAAUUUAGAUAUAUUUUCUGAGAAUCCAGCUUUUAACAUGAUACAGCAAGAAAAGUUCACUUCUUCAUUCCUUUAA
Mangifera indica (mango) is the source of this 923-nucleotide messenger RNA. Its product is annotated as transmembrane emp24 domain-containing protein p24delta3-like. The transcript is spliced from 4 exons. Lineage: Eukaryota; Viridiplantae; Streptophyta; Magnoliopsida; Sapindales; Anacardiaceae. The record is from RefSeq and is a predicted model, not a curated record. Gene Ontology annotation, biological process: intracellular protein transport; Golgi organization; endoplasmic reticulum to Golgi vesicle-mediated transport. Gene Ontology annotation, cellular component: COPII-coated ER to Golgi transport vesicle; Golgi apparatus; endoplasmic reticulum-Golgi intermediate compartment. Bases 107 to 757 code for a protein of 216 amino acids.